CUUGUAAUAGGUAAUCAAUGUAAUGGCAGAAUAUUUAUAUGAUACCACCUCUACAAAGUGGUUCCUACCUACGUAUUUUUGGUCGGCCGGCGCCAAGCUUGUACGUCCCAGUGAUCGUACAACAUCAUGUGGUAGGACACAAAAGAUUUGUCGUCUCGCAAGAUUUAAUGGGCGACUAAAGGAUUGCAUGCAGAUAUAUAUUCCGAUGCACGACGAAGUCAUUGGUCACUGGUAUCUUUUGAUUUGUGACAUUUUCCACAAGAAAGCUGAAAUUUGGGACAGUUUACCUGAUGUGCGUCACAAUAAGAAACGCGAGAACGAUUGCCAUAUUACUUUGUUGUACCUAGACUCUGUUUUUCAUGAGGACAUAUUAUCGGUAUUUGGGACGGGGUGGACGUUCUCCUCCUUUUCUGUUGUGUCCCCAUUGGAUGCCAAUCCCAUCCAACCUAAUGGUGUGGAUUGUGGCAUUUUUGUCAUAAGACACAUGCAAUAUUAUCGUCAAUUGUGGCAUGACCGGUACGACUCUAAUGUACAACGAAUGCGACUUGCUAUUGAGUUGCUCCGAAAUGAAAAAAAUCAAUUGCGUGAUGUGAUAAUACGUGAAACAUUGAAAGUGAUGGAAAAUGCAUCUGAUUUUAUGGCGAAGGGGAACAAGCUUGGUAAUGUUGAGGCUAAGGACAAGGAUGUGGCGGAUAUCACCAUUACAAGAAAGAGGGUUUAUAAUCGGAAACAAAAACAAUCAGCGGUGACUAUACCAGAAAUACGUACAGGUCGCGGUCAGCCUAGACCUCGGCGCCGCUAACAAGGUUGGGUAAUGGGACUCUAAUGACUGACCAGUAUAUAUUUUUGUGACCUUAGAUCUAAUGCUGUGAUGGUAUUGGUUUUGGUGCAUGCCCUAUAUAUUUGGAAGGAGGGUCGCCAUGGUAUAACUUGACAACUUUUUUGUUUUUUGUAAAGUGAUUGUCAAAGGAUUCUGACCGUGGUUAGGUAGGAAACAUUUUUUUGUACAUCUAGGUCGAAUGUCCUAUUUGGUGUUAGUUUUUGGUUUCCAUAUUAUAGAUAAUGACUAGCACAGGGUGUCAAAAUGCAAUUUGGUGAAGUUAAUAUGUUAACUUUGUUGGGUAACCAUAUGUACGAACAAUUGAUGAAGUUAAUAUGUUAACUUUAUUUUGUGCUGCUAGCCUUGGUUCUGUUUCUAUUGCAAGUUAUGACGGUCAUUCCAAUGUUUUAGUGUUCAGCGGAUUGACCAUAU
This is a messenger RNA of Prunus avium (sweet cherry), 1252 nucleotides long. The record is from RefSeq and is a predicted model, not a curated record. NCBI's taxonomy places the organism in Eukaryota, Viridiplantae, Streptophyta, Magnoliopsida, Rosales, Rosaceae.